UUCAGCGUAAACCAGUCGUAAAAAGCAAGUCAACGUUUUCAUUAUGCGGUGUGGUUAUGGUCACGCUAGAUAUAGGGUCAUUAUCUUUAUGUCAUUGCUAUGCUUUUCUAAUGGCGGAGCCUUAUCAUCCAUUCAAUUCGAAGCCUUUCGCUAUGAAGUACUACCCGGUUAUUACAAAAAACUGGAUGUUAACUUGAACCACUAUGGCAAAAGUAUUUUUUUUGGCGGAUGCUUUGAGUUCUUGCAAGAGAUUAAAACUUUCGAUGCCACUUUUAAGGCCAUGGUACGCACCAAGGGCAAAAGAAAUUUGAAUCUGCUUAAUGCAACCUAUAAUGGUUGCACUUUGAUACAAAGUAUUAAGAAUUUAGGCAAAAAGAAUUUAAUUCGAAAAAUUAUAGGAGGUUUAAACCAUGCCAAGUUUCCCAAAACAUGUCCCAUGAAGGCGCACACUGAAUAUUGCUUUGCGAAUUUUUCUUUGGAUGGUUUGGAUUUUCCACUUUAUCUGCCCAAUGUUACUGCAGAUUUUAACUACUCCCUUACACAGAAGAAAGACACUUUUUACAAGGGAUUCUUUAAGGUAAAGGUACAAAGUGAAACAUGAAAUUCUUUUGGGAACUUAAUUUCGUUAACAAAUGUCUUUGGAAAAUUAAAGAUAAACAAUAAAACGUCUUUAAGCGAUAA
Molecule: messenger RNA, 681 nt
Organism: Stomoxys calcitrans (stable fly)
Lineage: Eukaryota; Metazoa; Arthropoda; Insecta; Diptera; Muscidae
Exons: 3
Coding region: 44-601 (185 amino acids)
Source: RefSeq, a predicted model, not a curated record